Caenorhabditis angaria is the source of this 504-nucleotide messenger RNA. Lineage: Eukaryota; Metazoa; Nematoda; Chromadorea; Rhabditida; Rhabditidae. The record is from the annotation of a GenBank genome assembly.
AUGAACCGAAUCGUUGCCAUUCCAGCGAGAUUUUCGCGUCAUUUCGCCACAGCCGCACCAAAAACUUCUACAGGAAUUGAGCACGCCGAAAAAGCCAAACAACGUCAAGGUGAGUAUUUUCGGCUUGAAAAUCUCAAUUUUCCACUCUGAUUUAUCCUCAAAUACCCCAUUUUCUACGAGAAACCCCAAAUCCCCCUUCAAAUUUGCAGGCGGAAAACCCGAUUGGUCGCUCUACAAAUGCGACGACUAUCUGAAAUUCGAUAAAUAUUCAUUCGCUCAAGCCGAGGUUUGUCCUUUUUUUGCUCAAUUUUGCACACAAAAUUGCCCUUUUUUGUGUGCCAAAUAAAAGAGGUUUAAUUAGAAUAUCGAUUUUUCGCGGAGCAGAUGGCCGAGAAAACAAAUAUUUUCUUCUAUUUAUUUUUUUUCUAGGUGACAAUGAAAAACGAUCGUGUUCCUCAACCAUCGAAUAAGAAGGCAGAUACUCUUCCACAAGUCAAAAAAUAA